CCACCACUCUCCCAACACGCUGCCUGGUGUUUUUUUUUUUUUCUUUCUUUCGCCCCCCUUGUUGCGCCUGGACCACCUGGACUGACUGACUGACUGACUGGUUGUCUUUUGUUCUCCACACGCCUGCUUGACUCCUCUUGAAUCUGUACAUUGCAAUGCCCAAGUAUCUACUGCAUGCAUCACUGAUGGAGACUGCCAACCAAACACAACGGCGCUGAUUCGCCGGGCGACGAUGCGACUCCACACUGGUACAUGGAGCGCGUACAUGGAGCGCGUACAUGGCGACACAUGGCACAACGGUUUGGUAUAGGUAUAGUGGACCAUGUCAGCAGUGGAUGAUGGCUGGAUUGUCCAUAUUGGCCCAUGGUGAAUAGAUAUUGAAUCAUCUCGCACAAACACAGCCGGGUGCCUGCGACUGCGGCUGCCCCAGAGAUGUGGAAUGGAAUCAAUCCAUCAUUCAUUCAUUCAUUCCACCAUUCGUGCGAACCACUUGGUCACUCUCUGAGUAUACGCGGCAUGCCCACAGCCCUCGCAAUACCUAGCCUCCCUCAUCAUCACCACCAUCAUUCAUCAUCGUCGUCAUCACCAUCAUCGCAUCUCCUAGCAAGUCGACUACCUGGCCACCUCGGGAAAAGGAGAGGCCAGCCAGCCAACUCAGCUGCCCCCGCUCUCGCCGACCAGCGCAGCCAAUGGGAAGCCCGGAACCCUUCGGCUCGCCAAAGCCCGCCAAUCAGCCCUCGUUGGGCCCCGCUGACAUAA
Messenger RNA from Periconia digitata, 759 nucleotides. Lineage: Eukaryota; Fungi; Ascomycota; Dothideomycetes; Pleosporales; Periconiaceae. The record is from the annotation of a GenBank genome assembly.